AGCAGGGCCGGUUUCAGCAUCGCCGCCAUCUUUGUUGAUGUGUCAGCUCCGCGGGGCUUUGGGGAAGCUGCUGCGGGGAGAGCGCGGUGUCCACCGUGUUUUCCACCGCUGUCCCCCACAUCUCCUGGUCUGCCGCACCUGGCAAUGGAGAAGUUGCUUCCUAAGCCGGAGCUCUAGCGGCCUCGUUAGGGGUACGGUGUGAGGCUCGGAGAAGUGGGGAUGUAAAACGAAGAUCAGGAACAGAUUGGAAGAAAUACAGUGUAACUUGGUGCCGGUCAGCAUGUCAGAGAGAGAGCACGGAGCCGCCGUUUCCUCGGAAAAAAGUAUUGGGAAAACAUCUGUGUUAAAGGAAGACUCGUGCGACUCGUUUUCUGGUGAUGAAAGCAGCAGCUUAGAAAACGAGUCCAAACCGUCGUCAUUAAAUUUUGAUAAAACUUCAUGUCGGCCUGAUGAACAUACUAAUCAGAUUGAAGCAGAGGAAAAUUAUGUUCCAGAUCACGGUGGAGGUGAGAAUUCUCGUGGUAAAACAAACACAUGCCGAGUAGAGACUGAACAAAUAGCUAAUUUUCCUGAUGGAGAUUUUACAAAGCGAGUUUUUAAAACAAAUGAAACAGAACAGACAGUAACUCAAAUACUGGCGGAAUUAACGUCUCCUGCGUUUGCAAAUGCAACUCUUCAAAAGACUUACUCAGAAAGUCCCUAUGAUACAGAUUGCACCAAGAAACUUAUUUCAAAAAUAAAGAGUGUUUCAGCAUCAGAGGAUUUGUUAGAAGAAAUAGAAUCUGAGCUCCUGUCUACAGAUUUUGCAGAGUAUCGAGUACCGAAUGGAAUGAACAAGGGAGAACGUGCAUUAAUUAUGUUUGAAAAGUGUGUGCAGGAUAAAUAUUUGCAGCAGGAGAACACCAUAAAGAAGUUAAUUAAAGAAAAUAAGAAGCAUCAGGAGCUCAUCUUAGACAUAUGUUCAGAAAAAGAUAAUUUAAGAGAAGAAUUAAAAAAAAGAACAGAAACAGAGAAGCAGCACAUGAACACAAUUAAACAGUUAGAAUCAAGAAUAGAGGAACUUAAUAAAGAACUUAAAGCUUCCAAAGAUAAAUUAAUAGCUCAAGACAUUGCUGCUAAAAACACAGUUCAGCAGUUACACAAGGAGAUGGCCCAUCGGACGGAACAGGCCAAUAAGAAAUGCGAAGAGGCUCGCCAGGAAAAAGAAGCAAUGGUAAUGAAGUAUGUAAGAGGUGAGAAAGAAUCUUUAGACCUUCGAAAGGAAAAAGAGAUACUUGAGAGAAAGCUUAGAGAUGCAAAUAAGGAAUCUGAGAAAAACGCUAACAAAAUUAAGCAGCUUUCUCAGGAGAAAGGACGAUUGCACCAGCUGUACGAAACAAAGGAAGCUGAAACUACUAAACUCAUCAGAGAAAUGGACAAAUUAAAGGAAGAUAUCAAUUCUCACAUCAUUAAAGUAAAAUGGGCACAAAACAAAUUAAAAGUGGAAGUGGAUUCACACAAGGAAACCAAAGAUAAACUCAAAGAGACAACAACAAAGUUAACCCAAGCAAAGGAAGAAGCAGAUCAGAUUCGAAAAAAUUGUCAGGAUAUGAUAAAAACAUACCAGGAGUCAGAAGAAAUUAAAUCAAAUGAGCUUGAUGCCAAGCUUAGAGUUACAAAAGGAGAGCUUGAAAAACAAAUGCAAGAAAAAUCUGACCAGCUUGAGAUGCACCAUGCCAAAAUAAAGGAACUAGAAGACCUGAAGAGGACAUUUAAGGAGGGCAUGGAUGAACUCCGAACACUGAGAACAAAGGUGAAAUGUCUAGAAGAUGAACGAUUAAGAACAGAAGAUGAAUUGUCAAAAUAUAAGGAAAUUAUUAAUCGCCAAAAAGCUGAAAUUCAGAACUUACUGGACAAAGUGAAAGUUGCGGAUCAGAUACAGGAGCAGCUUCAAAGAGGUAAACAAGAAAUUGAAAAUUUGAAGGAAGAAGUGGAAAGUCUUAAUUCUUUGAUUAAUGACCUACAAAAAGACAUCGAAGGCAGUAGGAAAAGAGAAUCUGAGCUACUACUAUUUACAGAAAAGCUCACUAGUAAGAAUGCACAACUUCAGUCUGAAUCCAAUUCUUUACAGACACAAUUUGAUAAACUUUCCUGUAGUGAAAGUCAGUUACAAAGCCAAUGUGAACACAUGAAACAGACAAAUGUUAAUUUGGAAAGUAAAUUGUUGAAAGAGGAAGAACUGCGAAAAGAGGAAGUGCAGACUCUGCAAGCUGAACUCACUCGCAAACGAGCAGAGGUUGAAGCCUUGAGUACCCAGGCGGAAGAACUAAAAGAUGAAUUAGUAACUCAAAGACGGAAGCUUGCCUCUAGUGUCAAGGAUCUUACCAAACAACUUCUGCAAGCACGAAAAAAAUUAGAUCAGAUUGAGAACGGAAGCUAUGAUAAAGAAGUGAGCAGCAUGGGAAGCCGUUCUAGUUCAUCAGGGUCCAUUAAUGCUCGAAGCAGUGCAGAAGAUCGAUCUCCAGAAAACACUGGGUCAUCAGUAGCUGUGGAUAACUUCCCGGAAGUAGACAAAGCCAUGCUGAUUGAGAGGAUUGUACGGCUGCAGAAAGCUCAUGCCCGGAAACAUGAAAAGAUAGAGUUUAUGGAGGAUCACAUCAAACAACUGGUGGAAGAAAUUAGGAAAAAAACAAAGAUAAUUCAGAGUUACAUUUUGCGGGAAGAAGCAGGCACCCUUUCUUCAGAGGCAUCAGAUUUUAACAAAGUCCACUUAAGCAGGCGGGGCGGCAUCAUGGCAUCUCUGUAUACGUCCCAUCCAGCUGACAGUGGAUUGACAUUGGAGCUCUCUUUGGAGAUCAACCGAAAGUUACAGGCUGUUUUGGAGGAUACGUUGCUAAAAAAUAUUACUUUGAAGGAAAAUUUACAAACACUUGGAACAGAAAUAGAACGUCUCAUUAAACACCAGCAUGAACUAGAACAGAGGAUGAAGAAAACCUAACAAAACUGCUGCUCAGUGAAGAGACAAGAACCAUACAAGGAGCAGGUGUCCCUGCCCAGUAUUGUUGGAAACUCCCCUGCUGUGUAUCAGCCAGUAAAAGAUUCAUGGUUCCAUCUGUAUUGAAAAGUAUCCUUUUACAGUAGGAAUGCACUGCAGUGUAUACCGUAAGAGUACAGGCUUGAUGAAAUUGUGUAGUGGCAGCCCAUCAUUGAACCAAAACACCCUAAUUUAAUUCACUAAUAGUCAUAUGAAGUGCUCAGCAUACAAGGGCUUUUGAAACCCCUUCUUCAUGUUUCUCCCCUUUAAAACACAAAGUCAAAAAUGAUUCAGCUUUUAAAAAAUUAUGCAUGAAAAGACCAGGGGUUAAUCUUCCAGUAAUAUGCUAUUUCUCCAACUUAAGAAAAAAAUGAGGUAAAAAAUAAAAUUUUUUGUUUUGACAUUCCACUGUAACAUUUGGUUGUGUUGUAGGGGGCGUUGCCAGUGACCCUUAAAGCUUUUAAUUUUAACGGAAGCUGCUAGGAAGGCCAGCUUGUGGUGACCAGCAGCGACCGGGCUAGUAUGCACCUCAUCUGGGCUAGGUACGUUUUUUUUCAGAUUCAAAUUGUUUGAGUUAAUAGUUGGGAUUUUGGAAUCUUUAGUUACAUAAAAUAUGGUUUUAAAUUAUAUGCUCAUUUAGAAAAUUCCUGUGGACUUCAGUUAUAUUUUAAAAUGUGAAAUGGAUUAGCUAUUAAAACAGAUGAAUAGUGAAUUUUUUGAAACUGAAAUACUUUAGUUUUACUAAGAUCGAGUGUAAAGAUAAAUGUUUAAAGUAUUUGUGAAGAACCUGUUCGCAAGAGAAGGCACCCAUUCUUUAUUAUUAAUGUAAUUACAUGUUAAUCUGGAGUGAUCGUAUGGUCCCCAAAUAUGAUGUUUCAAUAUGUUUAUUUGAAACACAAAAUAAUUACAUCUCUGUAACCAAAGGAAUUUUAGAGUCAAAUGUUUGUAUCCCAUUGGGUUUUUACAAUAUUUAUUUAAGAUGUGGCAGCUUAAAUGUUGCCAGUUGUAGUAUCAGUAUUUCUAUGUCAUUGGAUUUUUUUCUUGCUUCUUGUAACUUCUCACCUGUUACAAUUCCUGAGUGUAUUUUUUUCACAAUUCAUUAUAUGUUUGUCUUGUAGACAAUUUUGUUUUGGAUAUUUGCAUUCUUUUUUCUCCCCUUAAGCAAGCUUUGGGGUGAUGGAUUAAAAGCCUUUAAAGGAUUGUAUGGCUGUCAAAGUUGGGCUCAUGGUGGCAAUAUCCCAUUAACGUGUUUUAACAUUUUUAAAAUCAUCAUUGUUUAAAAAGAUAAUUUACUAAAGAUUAGAUGAUUCAUUGUAUUUUUUUGGUAUAUUGUGUUAUAUAUUGUCAUCC
Pteronotus mesoamericanus is the source of this 4363-nucleotide messenger RNA. RefSeq names its product coiled-coil domain containing 186 (gene CCDC186). Gene Ontology annotation, biological process: vesicle cytoskeletal trafficking. Gene Ontology annotation, cellular component: trans-Golgi network. Gene Ontology annotation, molecular function: small GTPase binding. Bases 281 to 2977 code for a protein of 898 amino acids. Lineage: Eukaryota; Metazoa; Chordata; Mammalia; Chiroptera; Mormoopidae. The transcript is spliced from 16 exons. The record is from RefSeq and is a predicted model, not a curated record.